GAGACAGCAAAGGUUCGGAAACACAUCGCUCGCUGGUUUGUGCUGAUGAUGACGUGCAUGCUUGGCUUGAUCCUGGGCUUCAUGCUGGGAUUUCUGAUGAGCUUCCUUGGCUGCACGGACGGCAACACGGGCGUUUGUGUGACAGGACUCACCUUCGCCGGGGUCUUCGUUUGCUCGUUGGUCUGCAUGGUCACCGGCUUCUUCGGUUUAAAUGUGAGUGUGGGCCGGUAUGGCAAUGCCGUGUUCGAGAGGAUCCACGUUCUGGUGCCACAGCUGGCGGCCUCAAAUCCGAACAUGAAGCUGGACAUCAUCAAUGUGCAGAUCGGCAACGGCCCAGCCCAGUUCGACCUGAGGGUCACUCUGCGGAAACCGGGCGAGAGUGUCGAGCCCCAGGAGAAGAUCCCGCAGAAGCCGCAGGUGCCCACGUCGCCGAUCUCGGCGGAUCUCGUGGCCUUGCCCAAGGCAUUGCCCACGAAUUGGGUGAACCAGGACAUCAGCGCAGGGCACUUUCGCAAGCGAUGCGACGUGUCAGGCGACGGUC
Messenger RNA from Symbiodinium necroappetens, 541 nucleotides. NCBI's taxonomy places the organism in Eukaryota, Dinophyceae, Suessiales, Symbiodiniaceae. The record is from the annotation of a GenBank genome assembly.